This is a messenger RNA of Saccharomyces mikatae IFO 1815, 1428 nucleotides long. RefSeq names its product Dml1p (gene DML1). The record is from RefSeq and is a predicted model, not a curated record. The coding region runs from base 1 to 1428 and encodes 475 amino acids. Gene Ontology annotation, cellular component: cytoplasm. The transcript has a single exon. Lineage: Eukaryota; Fungi; Ascomycota; Saccharomycetes; Saccharomycetales; Saccharomycetaceae. Gene Ontology annotation, biological process: mitochondrion distribution.
AUGCAUGAAGUAGUGACAAUAUCAGUUUCCCAAAGAGCUAAUCAUUUAACCACUCAAUUUUUCAAUAUACAGGAGGGCUAUUUGCAACUGUCCAAGGAACAGCAAAUUAAUGACUCUAAAAUUUUUCUGAACCCGACUAUAGACAAAGUUUCGAAAACAAUAUCAUUUGCACCACGUGCAUUACUUUGGGAUGCACGUACAGGUAAUGGUUCACUAGGAACAUAUCAAUACUCAGAUACCCAAGAUUAUCAUUUUGGCAAUGAGGAUAAGUUAGAGGCUCAGACAGUUAUAAAGACUCACCCAGUCAUACCCAAAUCGGAUUACCAGAGUGCUUUAGAUGCAGGAGUACCGCUACCCAGUUUGAACAAAAAAAAUACGAACUAUUGGUCUGAUUACUCGAAGCUGAUAUAUAGUCCCUCAAGUUUCAAUACACUGAAGGAUUGGUACCAUGACGUUGCGAAUCCUAAUCAACCUGACUUUCAGAACUUAGGAGAGCGAAGGUUUGACAGAUAUUCUACUGGUUAUGACGAAUUUACCGAAAAUUACUUGCAAGACUUUUUUGAUGGAAAUUUACACACAGAAUUGGAAAAGUGUGACACCUUACAAGGGCUAAAUAUUGUCACUGAUGUAGAGAGUGGAUGGGGUGGGGUUUCUAGUGCUUUACUAUUGGAAUUGAGAAAUGAAUUGCCAAAAAAGACAUUUUUUUCAUGGGGGCACAAUGAGGACGAUCCAUUCACAGGUGAUUUUCCUUUGAAAAGACUAAAUAAGAAAUGGGUUCAAAUCAUUUCGAACAAAUUAAGAAGUACAAUAAAUAUUAUGCAAGAGUCUGAUCUUUAUUUCCCAUUGUACGCCCCUUCUGGGCUAACUAAUUGGGAGAUUGCUGGUAAGAACUGCAGAAUUUUGGAUUCUAUAAACGCAACAAUUUCUCAAAGUGACCUUGAACAAAGAAAGACAAUGGAUUAUUUAACCACUGCCAUCACCUUAGGGGAUUCGUCAAGGAAUAUGGUAACUGAAAUGGUUAUCGGAAAUAACGAUUACUCAUUCUGUUCUCGAAUAAUCCCCUUCAAGAAUAGCCAUACACAUAACAAUGCCCAUGUUUUCUCAAGAAGUAUUGUUGCCAGAGGUAAUGAAAAGUGUCGAAAUCAUCCAAACUUCGAUUGUCGGAGCAAAGUGGUUGAAAUGUAUACACAUAAGUAUUUCCCAUCUGAUACAAUACCGACUGAAUUUUCCGAUGAUCGUGAAUUUUCCCUGGAAUUAAAUUCUUCUGAAAAAUGUCGAGAUAUAUUUAAGCAUUGGUAUGAAUUUGUAGUAAGAUACUUCAAAAAUGAUAAUGACAGAGAAGAGUUAAAGAACCAACUUUGCGAUUACGCCUCAGCGUACGAAUCUGGGUGGUACGAGGACGAUGAUUCAUGUGACGAUGAUAUGUGA